Coniophora puteana RWD-64-598 SS2 is the source of this 2258-nucleotide messenger RNA. RefSeq lists its product as uncharacterized. The record is from RefSeq and is a predicted model, not a curated record. Lineage: Eukaryota; Fungi; Basidiomycota; Agaricomycetes; Boletales; Coniophoraceae. Gene Ontology annotation, molecular function: protein binding. The coding region runs from base 132 to 2258 and encodes 708 amino acids. The transcript has 6 exons.
CUCGCUGUCCGCGUGGACUAAGACCAUCCUCGACGCAUGUUUUGUUGGUUAUACUUUUCAAUCUUACUCUUGAAAUCACCACGCAGUCUCAUCUUGUAACUCCAUCUCGCAGCUCUGCCUUACCGCCAAAAAUGUCUCUCAUCAACGUACCGCAUGAGCUUCUAGUUCUCAUAGUUCAGCACACCGACAUUCAAACGAUUCUAUCCUUACAAAAGACUUGCAGAGCGUUAUACAAUGCGACUCAGGAUAAACAGUUAUGGCUCAUUUUCUUGCAGCGCUUGGUUCACAGCAAAAACGCCCCUUUACAUUGCUUACUCCAAAAAUUCAAUAGUCUCACUUCACAGCAAGUUCAAGCUCUUGCCUGUCGUUCUGCUUAUCUUUGCGAUGCAUGGGCGCAUAACAGCCUCACGGCGCGUCACAUUAUCCGAUCCGAUCUACCGCGUUCAGUUACGUGGCUCAAGCUGGUCGAGGGCCGAUGGCUUCUUGUGGCUUCUAUGGAUACGAUGUGCAGCCGUUUGGAAGUCUACGACAUUUCCGCGACUGGGAAAGGAAUCUUCGGGCCUCUCGCCGGAUGCUAUCUCUCAGGGCCAAUCACCAGUGGAGAGGCAGAUAUUCGAAACGGUCAGCUUCGCGCGGCGGUAGCAGUUGACGCGAGGGUUCCGCAGCUGCAAGUCAUGUUGCUCCACGAGAUGGAAGGCGUUCAUUGUUUUGCCAAGGCCAUAACUCUGACUGGCUACGGCGAAGUAAUGUUGCUUUAUGAGGAUAUCGUCGUUUGUGGCAUUAAGGACAACAUCGCUACUCCGCAUGUCGUCUGUUUGGAUUCCAAUCACUCCCAUCGUUUAGAAACCGUUCCUGAUAACAAGGGAACCCGGAAAAAAGCUUGUAUAUGGAACGGUAUGAUCGUCACUGUCGGGGUCAUCGACGUCAAACUAUACAAUCUUCCCUCAUCCGAAAAACCUCCUGUGCUAUGCCAGACACUGCUUUUGCCUAUCUCCAUGAGCGGUGAACUCGAAGAAGUGUCAUUCAGCACUGGACACGCACCAUCGUUUUCAGCGCCUUUCAGUCGCUCUUCAUUGUGCACAGGACUCUCUUGGAUAAGACCAGUCGUAGUACCGGAAGAUGCUAAUGAAACUCCCGACCUAGGUAACAUCGCCCAGUUGACUUUGAGUCGCUGCCAAGAUCCGGAGCCAAUAGCCGAGUACGAGUUGACCGAGCCUAGGGCUUUCGCCAACUCCUUCGAUACAACAUCUUUCACAACAGGAGGCUCUGGGUAUCGGGCGUUGUAUGUUCAUAUGACGUCUGAAUCUUGCAUUCAAUUUCUAAGCCUCUUUCCGGAGCCUGUUCUUGGGCCCACCUUGGAGUGUCAUGACGCACUACCCAGUCUGUCCUCUUUUCCGCAGAUAGAUUAUGACGACGCUCUGGGGAUUGUAGUCAUCGGUAACCUGGCUGGGGAGCUAGCUAUAGUCGACCUCGUCGGAACUUCGCUCGAGUCCGUGUUCGAGGGCGAGCGCGUGCCAUCAACUUCGAACGAUGGCACAUCUGGGCUGGUACCGACAUCCCGAAUUCCAAUUGACGUUGUUCCAUCGCCUUGGAAUUGGUCGGUCGAUAUGUGCACCGAGGUUUAUGAGGAACUGUUAAUCUCAGACCACAUUGCAUCAAUCGAGUCUUCUGAACUCGACUCGUUGCCAGAGAACUGGAGAGAUCAAGGACCUCUGCGUUGUCUCAUCCAUCGAUGCGAAGACGUACCCUUUCGCGAAGACUUGUCUUUCGAGCUGUCCCACACGUUCGAAUACAUUGGUCGGGCGCACCUCAUUCUCUACGACAGCAUGAUCCAUCGUACGCUUUUAUCCAAGGGGGGCCUCUACUUCCUGCAUGAGGGCGGCUACCAGGCAGAUAACUUCUUCGUGUUCCCAGGAGGUACUACUCUGAACAGCAUCCUAGCUUGUAUUCGCGAAUCUCCCCAUACCGACUUCUCCAUACUCGAUCUCGAGGAGGUCAUUAUGCGUUCUUGGACAACCAUAGACAAAGAGGACAACAUGAGCGGAUUUGCGGUGGCAGAACGACGCGAUCACUCUAGAAAUCGGUUUGAGGACAUGCGGCUUGCGGAAGACGAGGAGAUAGGUGAAGUACGAAAUGAUAAGGAAGGCCGUUGGAAGGCCCAAGUUCCUGCGUUGCCUGCGCUGAGGAAUGCUAUUCCUCUGCAAGACGUUUCCAUGAGCGAAGUACAGGGAGACGGUUCUGUUCUAGCGAGGUUGUAA